AUGGCUGCCCCUGAAGAUGAAGAUGAUGAUGAUGAUGUUUUUUUUUAUGAAUGGGUGGAUGACCAAACCGAAUGGACAGGGGUUAAAGAAACUAGGAAUGCGGUUGCCCCUGAUUGGCCUACAGAUGUUGAAUUGGAUUCUAAAGAUUCUGAGUGCAGGGAUUAUGCCAAGUAUAAUUCUGACGAGGAAGUUGAUAAGAAUUGGCCAGAGUUCAAUGCUGCAACUGACAUGGCAGAUCCAAAGUUUGAGAUUGGGAUGUUGUUUAGUGAUUGUAAGGUGUUUAGGGCAGCUGUUAGAGAAUACUCUAUCUUGCAGAAUAGGGAUGUAGUGUUUAUUAGGAAUGAGGCUUUGAAGUUGAAGGCAGUUUGUGGGGACCCAGAUUGUGGGUGGAUGAUAUAUGCUUCAAAAAUUCAACAUGACAACACAUUGCAAGUGAAGACAUAUGUAGUGAGGUCAUUCAAGGAGACUGUUGAGAAGGAUUAUAAUACAUGGGUGGAUAUGAGGGAUAAGACUGACUUUCCGCCAUGUCUUCCUCCGUCUUACUCUAAACAGCAUGGAAGGCCAUGA
Prunus armeniaca (apricot) is the source of this 567-nucleotide messenger RNA. The record is from the annotation of a GenBank genome assembly. NCBI's taxonomy places the organism in Eukaryota, Viridiplantae, Streptophyta, Magnoliopsida, Rosales, Rosaceae.